ACAGGAGAGGACGGCCAGGAACGAGCUGUAGGUGGGGAAAACGUUUUUCUUUCCACUGACAUCGUUUCUCCCUCAUACUCGUGCGGCUGCAAGUAAGCGUAGCACUCGCGCACUAGGUGGAUGUGACAGGCCGUUUGAAUGUACCCACACAGGGGAGAUCGGUGUACCGCUCGAUUAUUCUCACAACUCAGCGAUUCGUGCGCCUUGCACGCUAAAAAUAACUUUGUUUCUUUUUAUUUAUUAUUUUUAGCUCUAACGCAAACACGAACAUCGGUAAAUUGUCCAUACUUAGCCGGGGUAGGUAGUCGCGAUCGUGAGGUAAUUCACUUUUGCCUCCUGGGCUAAAUUAGUUCUUUGAACCAAGGAGGGUCGUGACGGCAGAGGCGGUGUUACGCGGGAAACAGUGUUCCACUGGAGCGCGAGCGCCCAGGGCGCACUGUCCCUGCCUCCCACCGCGACUGAGAGGGUAAUUUGAGAAAAUAAGGCAGCGCGAGGGAGGGCGGGGUGAUGAGUUUGAGGAAAACAAAGAGGGAGCGAGCGAAACCUUUUGCGGGUCCGGAACGCAUGGAUGCGGACGGGAAAGUUGGCGGGUCUGGGAGAAAUCCUUUAAUGAUGGAGGGUGAAGGUGGCCCUUAAUUGCGCCUCGUCUUCUAUGACAGAAGGGCAUUUUCAGAAGGUGAGCAUGGUUGCCAGACAACAGAAGCUAACUGAGCGCGCUUCUGUGGGUGCGAAAUAGCUACGGACAGUUAGCGGAGUUCAAAUGUUCUGAAAAGUUUUUUUUUUAACGCGGAAAGGAAGACUCUACUACAGCGGCAUGGACAGACCACGGACACUGGGCAGUAAAUCAGGACAGACAUUCCUGAUGGACUCGCUGCUGAUCUGCCUCUUCGUAGGCUUGGGCAAGGCAGACUGUGAGGGCUGUGUGGAGUACUGCUGUGAUGGAGCUCCACCUUUCUGCUGCUCCUACUACACCUACGUGGGGGAGGUUCUCUCGGGGACGGCCAUUUCAGGGAUGGUGUUUGGCGUGGUGUUUCUGAUGGGUGCUGUGGCAGCCAUGUUCCUGUGUGUGUGCGUGUGUGUGAGGAACAUGCGGGGCGUAGGCAUGCAGGACCUCAGCACCAUAUCCCAGGGACAUCCAGGACUCCUGCCUCCCUACUGUUACGACCCUGAGAUGGACCCCUAUAAUUCCCGCCCCCCUGCCUACACCCCGACCCCACCCAUAAUUGCCAAUCAUUCCCCACCCCCUCCCUACCCCGGUAACCCCUGCAAGUAGACACACCUUUUCGCUGGGCAGCGCUGGGACAGUAAGGGGAUGGCAUCCUGGCAGAGACUGGCACAGCCUGCCAGAGAGUGGCAUGGACUGGCACAGCCUGGCACAGAUGGAUUUGAUUUGACCUCUGACCUUUUGGGAAAGGAGUUCAUGAGCUUAUUGGGUUGCACAUCCUUUUUCCCCAUGUAAUGGUGAGUCCAUAUUGUGUCCUGUGACCUAUGACCUGUGUCGAGUGUGGGAAAGGUUGCCAUGGCGACCGCAGCUCCUCCAACCCAAGGCCAGCUCCCCGCCAGGUGUGCUGUACCUGUGGGACAUGUGUGGACUUAGCGUGUCCUGGCUGGACAUCAGCGAAACCCCUGUAAACUCUGAGUCAGCCGUGGUGCAGGGCGGCGAACACCAGCUCAGCCAAGCUUCAGUGAUCUUUCCUACAGAUCGCUAGACUCCCGUCUGCUGGAUUUACACUGUACAUCAACACUCAGAGAGAAACCCGCUGACCGUGAGGCUCUUUCAAACCACAGCUUCGUUUUAGGAAAUUAAACAGUUUUCUGGAUUAUCCUGGAGUCUGGCUAAAUGCAGAAAGGACCCUCCCCUCUUUCCUGGCUGCCCCCCUGGCAGCUGCUGCACAGGUUGAAUUGUGGACCGUGUGAGUGCUGAACUGUGAUGCUGAGAGCGAGCGCUUCACUGUCUUCAGGAGAAUCCAUUUCCUUCUGCUCAGAGCUCAGAGACCUUCAGGAAAUGGCCAUCCCUCAGAGUGGGCAGUGGCCAGUGUGUGUUCUGUGUGCAAUAAAAUGUCAUCUGUCCCGAAAAAUUCAGCAGUGGUGUCUUCUCAUCGCGUGCGUAGGUAGAGGGGUAAACAGUGAAUGAGUGCACCUGUGUGCCUGAUGUGUGUAAAGUGACAUGUUUGACUGUUGUUCACCAGGC
Molecule: messenger RNA, 2191 nt
Organism: Anguilla rostrata (American eel)
Lineage: Eukaryota; Metazoa; Chordata; Actinopteri; Anguilliformes; Anguillidae
Product: cysteine and tyrosine-rich protein 1-like
Exons: 4
Coding region: 815-1273 (152 amino acids)
Source: RefSeq, a predicted model, not a curated record